This is a messenger RNA of Sceloporus undulatus (fence lizard), 746 nucleotides long. Its product is annotated as E3 ubiquitin-protein ligase RNF126-like. The transcript has 2 exons. Lineage: Eukaryota; Metazoa; Chordata; Lepidosauria; Squamata; Phrynosomatidae. The record is from RefSeq and is a predicted model, not a curated record. The annotation marks the transcript as partial.
AAUGUGGACCAACACCUCUUCACCCUCCCACAGGGCUACGGACAGUUUGCCUUCGGGAUAAUCGAUGACAGCUUUGAGUUCCCUGCCUUUGGGUCAAACACACAGCCGGAAGACAACCGAGAUGCUGAGAAUCGGCGAGAGAGGGAGCACCAGUCUCGGCACCGAUACGGCGCCCGGCAGCCUCGCGCGCGUUUCACUGCACGGCGGGCAGCUGGCCGACACGAGGGAGUCCCCACGCUAGAAGGAAUCAUCCAACAGCUGGUCAAUGGGAUUAUUGCACCGACCACAAUACCAAACCUCGGGGUGGGACCUUGGUGAGAUGUGGCUUAGGUUUGACUCUUGCUGAAGGGUUACUGGGGCUGGUGGAGACCUCACCCUUCCUCCCCAGUGCCUUUGUUUUUACUGUAUAUGUGUGAGGCACAGAGAAAUCUUCCUAUAUAAAAAGAGCAAUAUCCAGAUUAACAGUUGACUGUAUCAUUACAUUACGGUUAUGGCACUCUUUAAAGGCAGUCUAUUAUCAAAUGAGAGAGAUGAAAUAUUGUAGUGGUUUGAAUGCUGGAUUAGGACUCUGGGAGAGCAGGAUUCAGCUUCCCAUCUAGCCACAGAAACCCUGUGGGUGUUCCUGAGCAAAUCCCACUCUCUGUCUCAGAGAAAGCAAACCUCCUUUGGCCAAGAAAACAGAGCCAGCAUGGUGUCAUGGUUUGAGCAUUGAACUAGCACUUGGGAGACCGGGGUUUGAAUCCCUG